AUGCCUGUAGAUAACUUACAAAAUACUAGUCAUAGAUUUUCUGAUGUGGCUGAAGAACCAUGUAUUAUGUUCCAACCAAUUGAAGGUUUUAACAUACAACCAUUAGUGGCACUUGAAAAAGCUACAGAACCAUUACACAAUAUUGUCCCUCGUCUUCAGACAUUCGUACAUGUAGCCAAACAACGUGCUAAACAUCCAGCAGAUGGUCUUUCAGUUGAUGAAUCAGCUUCAAUUGCAUUAUAUACAAUGGAAUGGGAGCCACAUACAGAAUCACUUUAUUAUAUUCUUAAUCAAACAUUACGUAAUGAAGAUCGAAAAAGUUUGAAACAAUGGUUUCUUUAUCUUAAGCUUAUCUUUACUGCUUUAUCUCGUCUUUCAUCAGUAAAUGUAACUGUUUAUCGUGGAGUUAAAGAUAUAAUUGAAAGUGAACAUGAAAAAUAUAAAGUAGGAGAAAGACUUGUUUGGUGGGGUUUUUCAUCAUGUUCAACAAGUCGUCAGAUUUCCGAAGACGAUCAUUUUCUUGGACAAACUGGUAUAAGAACAUUGUUUAUUAUUGAUUGUAUGAAAGGAAAAGAUAUUCGAAACCAUUCAUAUUUCAAAAAAGAAAACGAGCUAUUACUUUUACCUGCUACUCAAAUUGAAGUUAUUCGUUAUGAACAACAAGAAAAUAAUAUACAUGUUAUUCAUCUUGAAGAAAUCGAAUCACCAUAUGUUCUAUUGGAACCUGUAUCUUCAGAAAAAGAAAUUCCAGAUGUAAAAAAAACAUCAACGUGGACAAGUAAGAUACUAACACCGUUGGUAAGUAACAUUAAAUUAGAACGUAAUCGCAAUACCAAGCUUAAUGAAUGUAUUCAACGAUGCAAGCCUCAAGCUGCAGCUUACUUAAAUGGAAGCAAUCUUACUCAAUCUGAUCUUAAAAUCGUUGUUCAACAAGUAAUGAUUGAUAAACAAUGUCGAACUUUAUUUUUAAGAGAAAGUAAAAUAACAGCUGAAGGAACAUAUAUCAUUUCUGAAGCUUUACGUGAUAAUGAUACAUUAGAAGGAUUAUUUCUGGCUCAAAAUCAAAUUGAUGAUGAUGGAACAAAAUAUCUAGCUCGAGCACUUUCAGGUGAUAAUAAUUCAACUCUGAAAGAACUUUCUCUUUCUCAUAAUGGUAUUACAGAUCAAGGUAUUCAAUAUUUAGCAAAAAUGUUGGAAUCUAAUGAAACAUUAACUCAUUUAUGGUUAGCAUCAAAUAAAAUAACUGAUCAAGGUUUAGAAAUAUUAUGUCAAGUGCUUUUGCAAAAGAACAAAACUUUACAAGUACUUUCACUUGAAUGGAAUAAAUUUGCUAAUGAUACAAAUCUUACCAUUCUUGUUGAUAUGCUAAAAAAAAAUCAAUCAUUAACAACGUUGAAUUUAGAAAAUUGUAAACUACCUAAAUCUCGUAUCGAAGAAUUGAAACGUUUAGUAAAGACAAAGAAAAAUUUUGAAUUACUCAUACACUAA
Rotaria sp. Silwood2 is the source of this 1488-nucleotide messenger RNA. Lineage: Eukaryota; Metazoa; Rotifera; Eurotatoria; Philodinida; Philodinidae. The record is from the annotation of a GenBank genome assembly.